Messenger RNA from Exophiala oligosperma, 3522 nucleotides. RefSeq lists its product as uncharacterized. Gene Ontology annotation, molecular function: RNA binding; protein binding. The transcript is spliced from 3 exons. Bases 167 to 3166 code for a protein of 999 amino acids. The record is from RefSeq and is a predicted model, not a curated record. Lineage: Eukaryota; Fungi; Ascomycota; Eurotiomycetes; Chaetothyriales; Herpotrichiellaceae.
CGCAGUCAAAAAUAGUGAUGCAGCGACAGGGUACCUACCUAGCUAGAUACGUGUUCAUGGUCAUAAGUGGCAGCUGCGCUCAACCAUCCACCAUCAAUUGAACAAGGCGCUUGCCAGUCCCAACGAUUGAGGUUGACUCCUCCAUCCUCAUUUCCUUUCACCAACCAUGAGCGGCGCGGCGCGAAAGAGAGGCGCUGGUAGGGCCACUAGAGGCGUUCCCUCCAGUGAAACCAGCUCUCGCCGUGGCGAUCGUUCGGGCCAAGGUGGUUUCGCAGGCGGUUUCGAUGGUCCGGCCAGUCGAGGCUCAGCAUCAAACAUCGGCUCAGGACACGGGACUUCACCUAACGCACCCCAAGGUGGAUCAGUCCCUCAAAAUCCACCGACUGCUAGUCGUCGAAGCAGCCAAUCUGGCAGUGGAGCGGCUCCAAAUCAACCGGCUGCUCCUCUCGGUGACCCAGCGCGAAACAAACAGCCUCGUUACACCGAUCAGCUUCGCAACGUUGACUUUCCCCCGUCCUUCUACAAUAUUGAUCAGGAGUACGCGCUGCCCACGGACUUCGCUAAACGUCCUGGUUUCAAUACUUCAGGCAAGGCGGUUCAAUUAGCCUUGAACGCGUACCAAGUGGCACAAUACCCGACUGCAAAGGUCUAUCAGUACGAUGUUACGAUCGGCAAUGGUCUGGAGAAACGUAUUGUUCAGCGGAAGAUCUGGGAUUCGCAAGCUCGGAAGAAUGCCACCGGUCCUCCCAUGUUGUACGAUGGUAAUCGUCUUGCUUGGUCUCUCCGUGAGCACAGUGAGAUCCGCCUGAUGAUCGACCUUGACGUCGAGGCGGGUCGUCCGGCCUCCAGAGAGGGACGAAACGCUUUCCGCUUGCAUAUCAAGAAGACUCGUGAGGUGGACAUCAGCCUCAUCCAGCAAUAUCUAGCCGGACGCAUCCAGUACGGACAAGAGGUUGCGGAAUGCGUCAAUUUCAUGGAUCACCUUCUCCGUGAAGGUCCCAAUUCCAAUCCUCAAUUUCUCACUGUUCGUCGAUCACUCUUCAAGCGUCAGGGCCAGCGUUCCGAUCUCGGUGGUAGCGUUGAAGUGUGGCGUGGGGUUUAUCAGUCAAUGCGUAUGGCCGAAGGGCAGAAGCUCAUCAUCAACCUAGACGUUGCCAAUACUUGCUUCUGGAAGCCAGGUUCCCUUCUGGCCACAAUCAUCACGAGAUGGGGCAUGCAGACUCCUGCGGUGGUAGCGGCUAAGUUGGGAACCCGUGGCAAUGGAUCGUCAGAGGAAAGUUAUGACCACGCCACGGUUCGAAAGGGACUCAAGGGCGUGAUGGUCGUCGCUCAGUACCCGGGCAACCCGUUCCCGAACAAGGAAUGGAAAAUUCACACUAUUUCCACGAGCAACGCCCAUCAGGAGCAACUUGAGUGGAAGGACCCAGUUACCAAGAGACCUACCGGUGAGAAUUUGUCUGUUGCUCAGUAUUUCCAACGCAAAUACAAUGUCGCGCUACAGUACCCCGAUCUACCCUUGGUAGAGAUGACGAAGAAGGGUGUCAAAUACCCCAUGGAACUCCUUGUGGUCCUUCCCGGCUCACGCUACCUGACCAAACUGGACGAGAUCCAAACUGCAAACAUGAUCAAGUUUGCAGUCAGCCCCCCUCACGUUCGUCUUCAGGCCAUCAAUGAAGGCAAGUCCUGGCUCAACUGGGAUGGAGAUUCUUAUUUGAAGAAUUACGGUCUACGCAUCAAUCCAAACCCGAUCAAAACCAAUGCCCGAGUUCUGCCGGCUCCAGGUGUGAAAUUUGGCAACAAAGUUCAACAGCCGGGCACGAAAGGUCGAUGGGACCUUCGUGGUUGCAAAUUCCUCCACCGUAACCCUCAGGAACUUACCUCUUGGGGCAUCGGUUUCUUUCCAGGACGUCUCAAACCAGACAAGCCAGCUCUCAACAAGUUUGCCCUUGACUUUACGCGGACUUAUCGUGAACAUGGUGGUCAGGUUGCGAACCACCCUCCGGUCCUGAUGGCACUGAAGGCAGACGUCGGUGAGGCCGUCAAUGAUCUGUACCAAGCCACCGGCAACCAUUUUCAGCGUCGCCCCCAAUUGCUGAUAUUCCUUCUCCAAGAUCGGCAGGCGUUUCACUACCUGCGUAUCAAGAAGUCGAUGGAUUGCCGCUUUGGAAUCGUCAGUCAAUGCAUGCAGCUCCAGCAGGUCUUGAAAGGAAACCCGCAGUACUACUCCAAUGUACUGAUGAAGGUCAAUGCUAAGCUCGGCGGUUCUACUGCUCAGGCAGUGUCACAUCCUUCCUCGGGGUUCAAAGGUUUCAAUAAGCCCACCAUGAUCAUCGGUGCUGAUGUGUCUCAUGCUUCCCCUGGAAGUGAGCAGGCCUCGAUGGCUGCCAUCACUGUCUCCUUUGACAGAUUCGCAGGCCGAUAUGCUGCUGCAUGCCAGACCAACGGCCGUCGUGUUGAGAUGAUUACCGAAAACAAUUGGAAGAGCAUGCUCAAACCUCUUGCGACUCAGUGGAUGAGCCAAGUCGGCGGUGGAGUCAUUCCAUCGCAAGUCUACUACAUUCGCGACGGUGUUUCUGAAGGUCAAUUCAUUCAGGUGAUGAGAUCAGAAGUCCCGCACAUCAGAUCGGUCUUGUCGGAGUGCAAUAACAACAAGCCUUGGAAUGGCAAACUCACUGUCGUUAUUGCCGGUAAGCGUCACCACGUUCGAGCCUUUCCCGGAAAGGACGCAGGUGAUCAGAAGGGCAAUCCGCUACCUGGUUGCUUGAUCGAGCGAGAUGUUACAAGUCCGUAUGAAUUCGACUUCUAUCUCUACUCUCACACCGCCUUGCAGGGUACUUCCCGCCCGACACAUUACAGCAUCAUCUACGACGAUGCCAAUCAUACGCCGAAUGCCCUUCAGAACAUGCUCUACGAACAUUGUUACCAGUACAUGCGCAGCACCACAUCUGUGAGCUUACAUCCAGCGGCCUACUACGCUCAUCUUGCGUCCAAUCGUGCCAAAGCUCACGAGGAUGUUCCAGCCCACCGAGGACCCCAGGGUGGUGCAGGCUUCAAGAUGAAAACCCCUAGUGGAUCGUCUCAACCAUCAGAGUCGGAAGUUGCUCCACUCAUGCCCCUGUUCUCGGGUGCCGGUUCUUCAAUCCUGUGGUCCAUGUGGUACAUCUAGCCAUCUGACAAUUUCGGAGGGAUUGCGGCACUGCGCGACACCUCUUGAUCGACUUGACGCCAUGGUCUAGAAAGCAGCUUGGAUGCCACGUUUGAGCAGUUGAAGUCUCUGCUCCCAGAACAAAAGGCGAGGUCAUACUCAACUGGCCAAUGGAUUCCCUCUUUUCAGCGUGUGUUUUUUUGUUACAGAAAAUGGAAACUCCCCAAAAAAAAGCACAAUCCAGAUGGAGUGGACUCUUCCAUGCUUCGGGUGGUUUAAGAGAUCUGCUCUCUAGGAUUGUCAACCUUCCUACAGCAUCGACUCUCUUCGUGAAGUCAGCUGGCUGGUUGGUCUCAGUUUAGUUUAGUUUAGCCAUC